Fraxinus pennsylvanica is the source of this 1152-nucleotide messenger RNA. The record is from the annotation of a GenBank genome assembly. Lineage: Eukaryota; Viridiplantae; Streptophyta; Magnoliopsida; Lamiales; Oleaceae.
AUGCUUUCCUCUUCCCUGAAACUUUCAGCUUCUCAACUUCCUAUCAAUUCCAUGCGUCGAACUCAUUCUCAUCAUGUAAUUGAAUGUGCACGUAUCAAACGAAGCACAACAUAUAAAAUCUUAGGUGCAUCUCUCGUGAUGAGUGUAUCUCCAUCCGUUGGCCUUGGCCGUGUUAGGUCCUCGAAGGGACCAUACUCCUGCGAAUCAAUGUAUACAGGUACAUACCAGGGGGAGACACCUGAAGUAGAGGAAUCUUGCAAAGUGCAAGUCAUGUCUGAUUUGCCCAUGGAGCAAGUUUUAAGUGAAGAGAUUCAAGUAGAAAAUAAUUGGAAUUCAGUAGAAAUUUCUGACUACGAGAAUGAUAAGGAAAUCCAGAGAAGAAGGAAGAUCGGUCUAGCAAACAAAGGAAAAGUGCCAUGGAACAAAGGAAGGAAACACAGUGAAGAGACUCGUGAGAGAAUCAAACAGAGAACAAAAGAAGCCUUGAAAGAUCCCAAGGUUAGGAAGAAGAUGUCUGAAUGUCCACGUACUCUCAGCAAUCGAACCAAAGCAAGAAUACGCUCAUCACUCAGAAAGCUAUGGGGGAAACGGUUACAAUGGAAAAGGUCGAGGGAAAAAUUGUUGCAAGCAUGGGCUGAAAGUAUUGCAAACGCUGCUAAGAUUGGUGGGAUUGAACAACAAGAACUAGAUUGGGAUAGCUAUGACAAGAUUAAAAAAGAGAUUGCCCUUGAACAGCUUCAGCAGGCUGCAGAAAAAGCGAAGGCAAAAGAAAUGGCACGCAUUCGAGCGGAGAGGGCAUCACAAGCAAAAGCAGAAAAGACGGCAAAGCUUACACUGAAGAAAAAAGAGCGAGAAGAGAAUGCAAAACAUAGAGCAGAACUGAAUAAGAAGAGAAACAAAAAAUCGAAGGAAGAAAAAGAACAGCUGGCUGUUUCUCAUGAGCUAAAACUGAGGGAGAGACUAAUCAAGAUUCACAGAAAGAAAUCCGCAGUUAGUCAAGUAAGCAGUCAACAGAAUCGACCUUGGGAGAAAUUUGAUGUAGCUAUCGUGAAAAAAGAACAAUUGCAGAAGGAAAUUUCACUCGCAGAUCAGAUUCGUUUUGCUAAGAAUAGAAGAGCAGAAUAUGCAACUCAAGAAGCUUUGGACACUUAG